Annulohypoxylon truncatum is the source of this 3568-nucleotide messenger RNA. RefSeq lists its product as uncharacterized. The record is from RefSeq and is a predicted model, not a curated record. The transcript has 3 exons. Lineage: Eukaryota; Fungi; Ascomycota; Sordariomycetes; Xylariales; Hypoxylaceae. Gene Ontology annotation, molecular function: zinc ion binding; DNA-binding transcription factor activity, RNA polymerase II-specific. Gene Ontology annotation, biological process: regulation of DNA-templated transcription. The coding region runs from base 737 to 2836 and encodes 699 amino acids.
GAGGGCAUAGCGAAGAGUGGAUGUGCGAUGCAUGAUUCCCGCUGCCAGGGCUUGCCUGUUCGCACGAGGCACCGCGAACUUGUAUCACCAUAGGAACCUCUUCAUACGGAAGAUGGAUAUCCUGAAAACCGGUUGGUUAGUCUGGUUAGUGAGUUCUGAACGGGCGAACGAUCAAAUUGCGUACAAUACUGUACCGCAAGCUUCCAGAAAAUGGGCUCCAAUCAAGGGUGGACGUGACCGGGUAGGGAUGAUACCCUUGCCUUGUUGCAACGUCCCGCUCUAUUGCUGUACUGGGUACCUUUUGACGACAUUGCGCCUAAACCGCUAUGGGUAGGAAUUUUCUGGGGUUUACUGCUGGCUGGUCCCCCUCUAGGCAAGCUGGGAUUAAAUACUAGGGGCUCAACGAUUCUGCGCCGCUUCUGCAGGUGUGUACCAUGUGGAGGAAAGACAUAACCGUCAAAUCUUCCCAUAUUUCCUACGGUUUCCUGUCUUAAUACAUGAUAAGCUCGUUCCCGUGCCUUGCAGUUCGGAUACCCUCUCAUCUUUUUUUUGUCCGAAUCUUUGUCCUGCACGGCGUCCUGGGUAAAUACUUCGUCAUCGAAGUCGUAUGCUUCUCUUGGUCCCGGUUACACGGCCUCAUACGAAAACGUAGCAAGCAUAUCGUCUAAUACAUAAGCGAGACCGCCUGUGGUCGUUUCCGCCCGUUGUGGUGCCCGGUGACCCGUUGGUUUGGAAGAUGUCGCCGUCGUCUACGGGAGACUCACCUCUUUCCGCCAGCGCAGCGAGUAAUUCGGGACGGCCUUUUCCAUUGGCUUCGAGGGAGACUUUCUCGAUCGAGGUCCCUUCGCCGCAGCUUAACCCGGUCACCAACGGCUCAGCACUAAAAUCCCCGACCUCCGCUAAGGCUCAGCGCACUACGAGUUUCAGCCGUGAGGGAAUAUUAGGCUCGGCACAGAAGGCCCGAAAUCUUUCACAGACGUCUGAAAUCCGUGCCGAGCCAACUACCAAUGGCAUGUCGAAAGCACCGAGCGACGAAGGGGCAAACCCGCUAAAGAGGCGGAACACAGAUGCGACUGUUGACUACCCCCGGAGACGGGCCACCAUUGCGUGCGAAGUCUGUCGCUCCCGAAAGUCGAGAUGUGACGGCACUAAACCGAAGUGCAAGCUCUGCACGGAGCUUGGAGCUGAAUGCAUAUAUCGAGAGCCCGGAAUCAAGCUUGACGCUGGCGACAAGCUCAUUCUCGAGCGAUUGAAUCGAAUUGAGAGUUUACUUCAAAUUAAUUUGGCGAACGGUCAUCCGAACGCCAUACAGAUUGCACACGAUUCUCCACCCAUAAGCAAUGGGACUGCUCUUAGCGGUGAGAAUGUCAUGAUUCAGAACUCCUCUGGAAGUUUCGUCUCAAUAAUACCGAGCGGUGGUCUAGGAACGUGGACCAGUCAUCCCCAGGGAACCAACAUCUCUACGAUGCCAAAAGUCCAUACAAACGCGGCAUUGCAUCUGCUCCAAUGGCCGUUGAUUCGAGAUUUGAUCGGACGCCCGUACGAUCCGCAAAUCAUCCUACAACUCGAGAUGGCACGUGAGCCGCUUCACUCACUGGCCAAGACACCUUGCGUCGAUUUAUCGAAUACUAAUGCUUACAUCGAGGCCUAUUUUGACAGGGUGAAUGUAUGGUAUGCUUGCGUUAACCCUUUCACUUGGAGGAGUCAUUAUCGGACGGCACUGUCGACGGGCUUCCGCGAAGGCCCGGAGAGCUGUAUCGUGCUGUUAGUACUUGCUUUGGGCCAAGCAAGCUUGCGCGGCAGCAUAUCGAGGAUCGUGCCCCAGGAAGACCCUCCGGGUCUACAGUAUUUUACGGCUGCGUGGUCACUCUUACCUGGCAUGAUGACCGCUAACAGCGUACUAGCUGCUCAGUGCCAUCUACUGGCUGCGGCAUACCUCUUCUAUCUAGUAAGGCCGUUGGAAGCCUGGAAUUUGUUGUGCACCGUAAGCAGCAAAUUGCAACUCUUACUCAUGACGCCAACUCGCGUGCCGGAUGACCAAAGAGAACUCCUGGAACGAAUUUACUGGAACGCUCUCCUUUUUGAGAGUGAUCUACUCGCAGAGCUCGAUCUGCCUCAUUCGGGAGUAGUUCAAUUUGAAGAAGGCGUGGGACUUCCUGGCGGAUUUCAAGGGGAAGAGUCGGAAGCGGUUGGACGGGAUGAUCUCUGGUACUUUUUGGCAGAGAUUGCUUUGAGGAGGCUCCUCAAUCGAGUCAGCCAGCUUAUCUACUCGAAGGACUCCAUGGCCUCAACCACCAGUCUUGAGCCCGUCGUGGCGGAGCUAGACUUUCAGCUCACGCAAUGGUACGAAAGCCUCCCUCUUGCUCUCCAGUUCCCGUUCACCCGUACGACCCUACCGGACCCGGUGCAAACGGUGCUACGAUUACGUUUCUUUGCUUGCCGAACCAUUAUCUACCGUCCAUAUAUCUUGGCAGUGUUGGAUAACGAGCAGGCCGUAUUGGACCCCUCAGUGCGGGAGAGCUGUCACAAAUGCCUCGAAGCCUCAAUCAGGCAAUUGGAGCACAUAUCUGCACAUCACGCCGGCCAUAUGCCCUACCUUUGGCAAGGCGCGCUCUCUAUUGUCUCACAAACGUUAUUGGUUAUGGGCGCUACCAUGUCACCUUCUCUAUCCAACAUCUUAUUGACGCUCGUCCCUCACCGUGAAGUCAUUGAUCAAAUCAUCAAUGACGUAAUUAUGGACAUCGAGAGGAUGGCUAUACUGGCUCCAAGCCUUGCCCUAGCUGCUGAAAUUAUUAAGGAAGCUGAGGUCCGGAGGCGAACAUUCUUGAAUGGAUGACGGGUUUGAUCGGGAAUGACGCAGAAGAUCAAGUUUCAUGGACGACAUGUCCGGUCCGAAUGCUUUGGGGGCCCCACGACGACGACGAUCUCAUGCCCCGUCCUUGACUCGGCAGUCCGCCACCUGCACGCUUGCAUUGAAAUGUCAAAUUUUACGAUGUCAUAUCUACCCGUUGUCUGGGCCGGCCUGUUCGCGUAUCUGAGAGCAGGUGCAGGCACUUGCAGAAAGGUGCUAUCCAGCGUUUUCGGCUAUGCUUGAAAUGCACCGUCUCUAUUGCACGAGGACUUCUCCCGGGGAAUGCAUGCUGCGGUACGACGCUCAAUCGGGGAUGUUGUGGGAAUGAACUUGGCGGCGACUAACAGUCGGAUCCUUUCAGCCUUGUCGGGUCUCUAGGGAUCAAGUCCCUCCGUGGCUGAUUUCUUAGAUGAUUGACAAGCUCCCAGGAACAAGGCCGACAGAGAGGCCUCGGAUGUCUAGAGUGGCACACUCAUGCGCUUUGGCAGCACUACAAUGCUCUGGGGUUGCAUUCUGGGGUUGAACCGGCGAAGCUGGUUGGCCGGGGGAACUCUUGGUCUGGGGAUGGCUAGGCUCUGCGGUCCGGACUCCCGUCAACCCUGUUCACAAUAAAAUUCCCUAUUCCUGGAUCCGGAUGGUCGGACACCACGACAACCACCAAAUGUUUUCAUGUUCAGCACAAUUGGAGAAAUGCCUGUUGAUAUUCCCAUACGUUGC